This is a messenger RNA of Erinaceus europaeus (western European hedgehog), 454 nucleotides long. Its product is annotated as rRNA 2'-O-methyltransferase fibrillarin-like. The record is from RefSeq and is a predicted model, not a curated record. Bases 1 to 426 code for a protein of 141 amino acids. NCBI's taxonomy places the organism in Eukaryota, Metazoa, Chordata, Mammalia, Eulipotyphla, Erinaceidae. The transcript has 2 exons.
AUGGGGGGCCCAGGCCGGGAGUUGGGCUCGGGGCCCCCCCCCCGGCAGAUCAUUGGGGGGCCCGGGCGGGCGGGCGGGAGCUUCCCGGGGUCCCCGCGGCGGCGGCGGGGCGGCGGCGGAGGCGGAGGCGGCGGCGGAGGCGGAGGCGGCGGAGGAGGCGGGAGGCGCGGCGCACGCAGCUCCAGGCGGGGCGGCCCCGGCGCGGAGGGACGAGGCGGCCGCAGCGGGCCGGGCCGGGCCGGGCCGGGGGGCAGCAGCGGAGCGGGACGCGGGCCCAGCGAGCAGGCGGCGCGGCGGAGCGCGGGCCCGGGGCGCGGUGUGCCUGUGAUGAGAUUGCGCUCACGCGGCUGCACAGGCGUCCCCCCGAAGCGCUGUGAACGCCCUGGAAUGCCACUGCGCCCGAGCGAGCGUCUGAUGGAGCAUUAGCCGCGCCUGCCUGCGGACGAGGGUCGCU